AUGGUCGAUGAAGGGGGAAAUCCUUCAGAAAAAUCAUUCUUGCUCUUUUUCACCCUCCUGAUUGGUGACUUUUUUCGCUCUCUCGCUCCCUCCCAGCGUCUGUUUCGAAGUAUGUCUGGCUACGAUAAUCUACUGAAUCUUACUGGAAGCCACAUUAGAGGAUACCAGCUCUCUCGAUUGAUUGGCCAUGGAUCUUAUGGCGCUGUCUAUCAAGCGAUUAGCGGCUUGGAUACCAUUGCCAUGAAGGUGUCAAUGCAGGAAGAAGACCUGCUCAUCGAAGCAUCGGCUCUACAACUGUUAUACUACAGUAACAUUUCCCCGAGAUUCCAUUUCACUGGCAAAUAUGGUCCCUAUCACAUAAUCGGAAUGGAACUCCUUACUUACGACCUUGAAUUGAUUCGUGAAACGACACCAUGGAAGUCAUACAAACGUCCUACUUUGAUUAGAAUUGCUUAUCAAAUGAUGAAAUGCCUCCAGGCAUUACACGAAUUGCGAUUGGUUCAUAGGGAUGUGAAGUUAUCCAAUUUCGCCCUAACGCAACCCAAGACUCCGGGAAAUCAAGUGUCUGUAAAGAUCCUGGAUUUUGGAUUGAGCCACGUUUAUGCUGACGCAGAUGGAAAUCUCAGAGACGAUCCCAGAGAUUUUAACUUCUCGAAAAUGAAAUACUCAUCUUAUGAUGUUUCUUUGGGAUGCGACCCGGCGCCCAAAGACGAUGUUAUCCAAGCCAGCUACGCCAUCUUAUAUGCCAGCGGUUUUGAUUUCCGCCAAAAACUCAAAGCGCCUGAGGAAAUUCUGAUGAACUGGAAGCGGGAGUUGAUUCGGACCCCGCGCGACAUUCUGCCACUGAUGAUGAAGUUCAUGACUCCAUUUUUUGAAAUGGUUGGAGAACUCAAUGACAUCAUCCUGGUGAAUCAUGAUCUCCUCAAACAACGAAUCCAAGAGUGUUUGCCUGAGAUGAAUGCUUGUAGUGCUCUGAUUUUGACGGAGGAGGAUGGACAACCAGUACUCAUCUAA
Messenger RNA from Caenorhabditis briggsae, 1014 nucleotides. Gene Ontology annotation, molecular function: protein serine/threonine kinase activity; ATP binding. The transcript is spliced from 4 exons. The record is from RefSeq and is a predicted model, not a curated record. Gene Ontology annotation, biological process: peptidyl-serine phosphorylation; signal transduction. The coding region runs from base 1 to 1014 and encodes 337 amino acids. Gene Ontology annotation, cellular component: nucleus; cytoplasm. Lineage: Eukaryota; Metazoa; Nematoda; Chromadorea; Rhabditida; Rhabditidae.